This is a messenger RNA of Trichomycterus rosablanca, 3491 nucleotides long. It is a transcript of the gene brinp1, whose product is annotated as bone morphogenetic protein/retinoic acid inducible neural-specific 1. Lineage: Eukaryota; Metazoa; Chordata; Actinopteri; Siluriformes; Trichomycteridae. The transcript has 8 exons. Gene Ontology annotation, biological process: negative regulation of mitotic cell cycle; positive regulation of neuron differentiation; cellular response to retinoic acid. The record is from RefSeq and is a predicted model, not a curated record. Bases 128 to 2413 code for a protein of 761 amino acids. Gene Ontology annotation, cellular component: neuronal cell body; cytoplasm; dendrite.
AGCGCAACUUUGGCACGGAUGCAUUAAAUCAUCGUCGUGGAGCGCCGGUGCCAACCGCAGCAGAGGAGCACAUUUAGGUCUCCAGAGAAUGGAGCGAGAAUGAACAGAGAGCGGCUGAAGGAAAAGCAUGAACUGGAGGGUCUUUGAGGUCACUUGCUUCCUGUUUCUAUGGGACCAUCUCACGGUUGAGUCUUCACGCCAGGAGCCCUCGAGCGCCGAGCACCAUGCGCCCAGACACUUCGACUGGCUCAUCUCGGACCGCGGCCCCUUCCACCACAGCAGGGCCUACCUCGCCUUCGUGGAAAGAUUUCGCCAAGGAUUUACGACCCGGUAUAAGAUUUAUAGGGAAUUUGCACGUUGGAAGGUGAGGAACACCGCCAUAGAGCGGCGGGACCUGAUCCGGAAUCCCGUCCCCCUCAUGCCCGAGUUUCAGAGAAGCAUGAGGCUCCUGGGGCGGCGUCCCUCCACCCAGCACUUCAUCGACACCAUCAUCAAGAAAUACGGCACCCACAUCCUCAUCUCGGCCACGCUCGGAGGCGAGGAGGCUCUGACCAUGUACAUGGCGAAGAACAAGCUGGACCGGAAGAUGGUGAACGCCACGCAGGGGGUGGAGGCCCUGCACCAGCUCGCCUCGUCCUACUUCAUCGACCGGGACGGCACGAUGCGCAGACUUCACGAGAUCCAGAUCUCCACCAACGCCAUCAAGGUAACGGAGACGAGGACGGGUCCCCUCGGCUGCAGCACCUACGAUAAUCUGGACUCGGUGAGCUCGGUGCUGCUGCAGAGUCCCGAGAGCAAACUGCACCUGCAAGGUCUCCAGGUGAUCCUGCCCGAUUACCUGCAGGAGAAGUUCGUCCAGUCGGCCCUCAGCUACAUCAUGUGUAACGGCGAGGGCGAGUACGUGUGUCGCAGCAACCAGUGCAUCUGCCAGUGCGCCGAGGAAUUCCCGCAAUGCAACUGUCCCACCACCGACCUGCAGAUCAUGGAGAACACGCUGAGGGGGAUGGCCGAGUCCUGGGCCGCUUCGUACAAGGAUUUCGAGAGCUCAGACGAGUUCAAGUCCUUCCUGAAGCGUCUCCCGUCCACCCACUUCCUGCCGGUCAGCAGCGUCCACCUGCUGUGGGGGAACGACUGGGACCUGCAGGCGCGGUACCGGCUGCUCCAGAGCUCGCUGGAGGUCCUGAGGAUAAAGAUCCAGCGUACCGCCCGCAAGCUCUUCAGCCUCAGCGUCCGCUGCCACCACAACCCCAACCAUCAGUUGCCCAGAGAGAGGUCGGUGCUGCAGUGGCUGAACCGGGUGCAGUCGUUCCUCUACUGCAACGAGAACGGCUUCUGGGGAACCUUCCUGGAGAGCCAGCGCACGUGCGUGUGCCACACGGGCGUCACGCUGUGCCAGCGCCCCAUCCCGUGCGUCAUCGGGGGCAACAACAGCUGCGCCAUGUGCAGCCUGUCCAACAUCUCGCAGUGCGGCUCGUGCAACAAGGGCUACAAGCUGUACCGGGGCCGCUGCGAGCCUCAGAACGUGGACUCGGAGCGCAGCGAGCAGUUCAUCAGCUUCGAGACCGACCUGGACUUCCAGGACCUGGAGCUGAAGUACCUGCUGCAGAAGAUGGACUCGCGCCUCUACAUCCACACCACCUUCAUCAGCAACGAGGUCCGCCUGGAGACCUUCUUCGACCCGCGCUGGCGGAAGCGCAUGUCCCUGACGCUCAAGAGCAACAAGAACCGCAUGGACUACAUGCACAUGAUGGUAGGACUGUCAAUGAAGAUCUGCCAGAUGCGCAACAGCAGCGUGGACCCCAUGUUCUUCGUUUACGUCAACCCGUUCAGCGGGAGCCACUCGGAGGGGUGGAGCAUGCCUUUCGGGGAGCACGGCUACCCCAGGUGGGAGAAGGUACGCCUCCAGAACUCGCAGUGUUUCAACUGGACCCUGAUGCUCGGCAACCGCUGGAAGACCUUCUUUGAGACCGUCCACAUCUACCUGCGCAGCCGAGCAAAGGUCCCGACGGUCCUGCGCAACGACACCGGCCACGGCCCCGUGGACCUCUCGGACCCCAACAAGCGGCAGAUCUACAUCAAGAUCUCCGACAUCCAGGUGUUCGGAUACAGCCUGCGCUUCAACGCCGACCUCCUGAGGAGCGCCGUGCAGCAGGUCAACCAGUCCUACACGCAGGGGACCCAGUUUUACUCGUCCUCGUCCAUCAUGCUGCUGCUGCUGGACAUCAGGGACAGGAUCAACCGCCUGGCGCCUCCGGCCGCGCCCGGGAAGCCCCAGUUGGACCUGUUCUCCUGUAUGCUCAAGCACCGGCUCAAGCUCAACAACAGCGAGAUGAUUAGGGUCAACCACGCCCUGGACAUGUACAACACAGAGAUCUUAAAACAGUCGGACCAUCUCACCACCAAACUGUGCUGAGGAUUUCCAGUCUGGGUUCGGACCGGGACAAAAAGACGCUUUUGAUUUCGUUUGGGCUUUUUUUUUUUGCUUUUUUUUUUUUUUGAUGUACUAUUAACAACUUUGUAAGUGUAAUUGUUAAAUACGCAACUAAAAUACGGAGCCUUUUAGUUCAACUAAAGACGAUUAAUGAAAGAAAGAAAAAAAAAAAACAUGAACAUGACUGUACCAUAUUUGUCCGAGCAUGUCUGUCACUUCCUAACGGAGCACUGAGAGAAAAGAAAAAUAUAAAUACGUACGCUAUACGGACCCAAAAGUAUUGGGACGCCCCUUUUGAUCCAACCCCUUGGUGCUGGAGCCUAUCCUAGCUCUUCAAUUGGCGCAAGGCACACAGUAACACCCUGAACGGGGCGCCAGUCCAUCGCAGGGCACACUCACACACACACACACACAUUCACCUAUAGGGCAAUUCAUUGUCUCAUAUUAAAGUGACUGUGGGAGGAAACCGGAGAUCCCGGAGGAAACCCACGCAGACACGGGGAGAACAUGCAAACUCAGCACAGAAAGCACCCGGAUAAUUAAAUAGUUAAAUAGAGGUCAAUUUCCUGCUCCAGCAUGACUGCGCCCCUGUGCCCCACCCUGAGUCCAGAUCUCAGCCCCAUCGAACGGCUCUGGAAUAAACGGAACAUCAACCGAGCGACUGAGCUCUCCUGACCGCCGUACGAACGCUAAAGUGGUCAAAAGAUGAAAUGAUAAUUUGAAUGGAAUCUCCAGCGAGCUCAUGGUCAGGCGUACAAAUACUUUUGGCCAUAUAGUGUACGUACAACGUCCGGUGAUAACGAGGCCUUGAUGUUACUCAGAGGGAACCGAGGAACAUCCAAAACUGCCAUUGUUUAGCGGGCGACACCACAAACCUUUUGCUACAGCAGCGUUUAUGUCAUCUGGGAGAAUUCGGGGGAAAAUUGUCCUAAUUUUUAACGUCGUAGUAGGAUAGUAGGCUUAGCGGUUCAAUACUGUAGGAAUUAUCAGUGCCACACGACCCGUUAUUGGUUCCAGCAGCCCGUUACUGCAUGGGUUUCCUUCAGUUCCUCACUAUCCC